GGUGAAAAACUUCCAGAUUGGUUAAUAAGAGGAUACUAUAACCAGAUACAUAAGAACAAAACUGAAGAAGAGCAGAAGUGGAGCUGAUCCUGGAAUUCAGUGGGAAUUUGACUGUCAGAAAAGUGAAUGAUGAGCAAUAAUAAGAAGAAAAAGAGCAGAGGACAACAACAGAGGGUGUUUAAGGUGGUGAUAGGGACGAUUGGGAUAUGUAUAGCGGGAUACAUAAUGGGUUUAGGGCCAACCUUGUAUUGGCAUCUCUCAGAUCUCUUCACGUCAUCUGUCUCAGUCCACUGUCCUCCUUGUCUCUGCGAUUGCUCCACACAACCUCUUCUAUCCCUCUUUGAUGAUGAUAACGCAUUGAACAACAUUUCAUUCACAGACUGUAUGAAGCGUGACCCUGAGGUUAGUGAUGAGAUGGAGAGAAGAUCUAUUCAUAUGUUGUCAGAGGAACUAAGGCAGAAGGAAGCAGAAGCAGAGAAAAUCCAACAGCGCGCCGACAGAGCGUUAUUGGAGGCUAAGAAAAUGACAUCCCAGUAUCAAAAAGAGGCAGACAAGUGCAAUUCAGGGAUGGAGACUUGUGAGGAAGCAAGAGAAAGGGCUGAAGAAGCACUUGCUGCACAGAAGAAUAUAACAGCAAUGUGGAUGAUCAGGGCUCAUCUGAAAGGUUGGAAUGGAACCAUCUAUGGGGCCAAUGCUGAUCAAAUCCAAGAACCAUUAGACUGAUUCAAUGGAUCCAAAAAUAAGAUCAUAUAUCAAUUACUUGCUCUGUAGGUAUCUUUGAGGAAUUCAAAUUCAUUGUUCCAGUUGGAAAAAUAAUUAUGCUAAUGCUUUUACUUGUCAGUUCUUGUC
Tripterygium wilfordii is the source of this 849-nucleotide messenger RNA. RefSeq lists its product as uncharacterized. Bases 127 to 723 code for a protein of 198 amino acids. Lineage: Eukaryota; Viridiplantae; Streptophyta; Magnoliopsida; Celastrales; Celastraceae. The record is from RefSeq and is a predicted model, not a curated record. The transcript is spliced from 3 exons.